Molecule: messenger RNA, 615 nt
Organism: Megalobrama amblycephala (Wuchang bream)
Lineage: Eukaryota; Metazoa; Chordata; Actinopteri; Cypriniformes; Xenocyprididae
Product: L-selectin-like
Exons: 4
Coding region: 247-615 (122 amino acids)
Source: RefSeq, a predicted model, not a curated record
CAAACCAAUCAAACCAACGAUGGCGUGUCUUCACACAAUGUGGGUGGGGUGAUUUCCAUGGGAUGCUGCAUAAUGUGGACCUAUGUAAAAUACGGGACAAAUCGCGUCCCGUAUUGAUUUGAUACGGGACGCGUCAUUUUGCCUGUAAAUACGGAACGAUUCCGUAUUUCACGGGACGGGUGGCAACCCUAAUCAGAUCAUAACAGCAGCACACAUACAGAGCAGAGAGGAUCUGUGUGAGCAGUCAUGGACGGGAGUCUGUUUGUGCUGCUGCUGUCAGGGCUCUUCUGGAGCAGUUCUGCUCUAUCUCGUCAGUACCACUAUAUAAAUGUAAGAAUGUCGUGGCCAGAGGCUCAGAGUUACUGCAGAGAGAAGUACACUGACCUGGCUACUGUAGACACCAUGGAUGAUGUGAACAGGCUGGUAAAUAUAGUGGAUGCUGGAUACAGCGGAUCAGUGUGGAUUGGACUGAAGAGAGGGACACAGAAACGCUGGGCUUGGUCUAAUGGAGAAAACAAAUCUUCUCCAUACUCUAACUGGGCUUCAGGAGAGCCAAAAGGGAUUGCAUCUUGUGCAGCUUAUCUUAACGGUUUAACUGGGAAAGAAGAGCUAUGA